Molecule: messenger RNA, 1263 nt
Organism: Colossoma macropomum (tambaqui)
Lineage: Eukaryota; Metazoa; Chordata; Actinopteri; Characiformes; Serrasalmidae
Product: serine/threonine-protein kinase H1
Exons: 5
Coding region: 1-1263 (420 amino acids)
Biological process (GO): protein phosphorylation
Molecular function (GO): protein kinase activity; ATP binding
Source: RefSeq, a predicted model, not a curated record
AUGGGCAGUAGUGCUAGCAAAGUAGGGCUACUGUCAGAGCCUUCCUCAAAGACGGGUCAUUUCAGCUUUAUGAAGUCUGUCAUGAGCUACAACAAAAACAAGGAUUUUGAUGAAGACUUAAAGAAACAGAAAAGAGCACCUCACCCGUGGAGUCCAACCCAAGGCCCUGUCAAUGAUGGAGCUGCUUCCAGGAUUAGACAAACCAACAAAGCUGAAAUGAAGUUUCGGACAAAGUUUGACCCCCGCGUCACAGCCAGGUAUGACAUCAAGGCUCUGAUUGGUCAGGGCAGCUUCAGUCAUGUGGUGCGUGUUGAACAUAGACACACCCGCCAGCCCUUCGCCAUCAAACUCUUGGAGGUCAAAGGCCACGAAGGUCGUGAGUCAUGUCGUGCAGAACUGGAGGUUCUAUGGAGGGUCUGCCAUGCCAACAUCAUCCGUCUAGCAGAGGUGUUUGAAACUUCGCAUCGUGUUUACCUUGUUCUGGAGCUAGCCACAGGAGGGGAGCUGCUGGAGCGAGUGGUCGCUAGAGGCUCCUUCACUGAGACUGACGCCACAAGGGCGCUCAUCAUGGUGUCAAGUGGGCUGCGCUACAUCCACGCCCUGGGCAUCAUUCACAGAGACCUGAAGCCAGAGAAUCUGCUGUACUACCAUCCAGGUCAGGAUUCACGUCUGAUCAUAACUGACUUCGGGCUGGCCUGCUGGGGCAGCAAGAGCCGCACUCUGGGAAGAGGUGAUUGGGCACUGAGGACGUUGUGCGGAACCCCUGAGUAUUUAGCCCCUGAGAUGGUGGGUAGGAGACCCUACGGCAGUGCGGUGGACAUGUGGGCACUAGGAGUGAUUUCCUACAUCCUGCUGAGUGGCUCCAUGCCCUUCGACCAGCGCAGUCGGCCACGCCUCUUCAAGGCCAUCCUCAGGGGCAGCUACAGUUUCCACGGUGAACCGUGGAGCUCAGUAUCUAACCAGGCUAAAGACUUCAUAGAGCGUCUGCUGAGUCUCAACCCUGAGCAGAGAAUGACUGCAGAGCAAGCUCUUAAACAUCCUUGGCUGGUCACCAUGGCAGCCGGCUCGUCCAAAAGGAACCUCCACCGGCCCAUAUCCCAGAACCUCAGGCAGCGGGCCUCGCGGUCCUCUGCCCGAAGAAGCAGCAGCUCAGGUUCCGCUCAUGGGUCACGAUGUGCCGCCAGCCCUCGCUCACACUCGGGUCAUGAAUCAUGCCAAUUAGGUGAAAACAGAUUGCAGCGCAGUGUGAUGGUGUCUGCUUAA